Messenger RNA from Punica granatum (pomegranate), 1072 nucleotides. The record is from RefSeq and is a predicted model, not a curated record. NCBI's taxonomy places the organism in Eukaryota, Viridiplantae, Streptophyta, Magnoliopsida, Myrtales, Lythraceae.
AGCGACGGUGCGGGAGGGUCCACGUAGCGAGUCGUGGUGCCUAUCGAAUCGCACCGUUGAUGCCCUCAUCUCGAUUCUAUUCCUUCCCAUUUCCUCAAUCCCAUCGCCGAGAAUCCAUCUCCCUUCGCUCCUCUGCAAACUGCGAAAUCGCUGUAGCUGCCGAUCCUCACAGCUCCAGAGAUUUGAGAGAGACGGAGAGGGAGAAGGAGGAAGAGGGAGACGGUAAUCGAGCCGGAGGGGUUUGAGAGGAGGGGGCGGAGAGAAGGCGAAGGAGAGGGGAGCGGCGAUGAUAACGCGAUCGAAUUUGGCGGAGCAGUUGAGGGAGUACCAGAUUCGGUCGAAGUAUGAUUGGGCGUCCAUCUCGUUCUUCUCCUCCACCGCUUCUAAUUUAACCUCCUCGAGGGUUGACGUCGUGAUCUUUGUGAUAUGGGAACUUAUCAUCCUAGCUUUCUUGGUUUUCUCUGCGGUUUCUUUGUACUUUCGGCGCAUGCAGCUCGCUUUAAUCCUGAUUUGCGUCACCAUGUUGUUGCUCCUAUGCAUGAGAAUCACAAAGCAAGUGAGGCUUGCCCGGAAAAAGAAGCGAAGGAUGCUUCUUCCACUAUCUAUGUAGAGUUGGUUGGAGCAGCUUGUUGCAUGCUGUUUGGGAAUUUCCACGCAUCCAUUCAACGAUGAGAAUACAUAAUCAUGCCUACCGGUUAUAUCCUUGGGGCAAACAGCUAGUUGAUUGUCGGGAAUUUUGUCCGAGGAGCAAGGUUGGUACACUAUUCUUACUUGGCAAAAGCUGAUAGAAAGUCCACUUUAUCGUCGUGAAAGUUUUAAGUAGGAAUUCUGGUUGUUAGUUGGUUUUAGGAGAAGAUAAAUCGAGAUUUCGCCUCUCUUUUCUUUUCUCUUUGUUCAUCUUUUUCGGGUUCCUUCUCCUCCUGUUGGAUGCAUGAUUGGUCGCCCUAACAAAUUAUAGUUGCCUGAGGGAGCACUUUUCCAGUUGUAAAAUGAAACGAGAUGCAUACUCGGUUGAUGAUGUAUGUAAGUUUGUCGGGUUUAAGUUCCAAAGAUUGGAAAUUUUCUGUAGCCA